This is a messenger RNA of Rodentolepis nana, 549 nucleotides long. The record is from the annotation of a GenBank genome assembly. Lineage: Eukaryota; Metazoa; Platyhelminthes; Cestoda; Cyclophyllidea; Hymenolepididae.
AUGGGAAAGAAGGAUAGGCCUAAAACUUAUAUCACUCCAAUUCAUCUUCAAAUAGAUAUUUUGUAUCGCCAAGCCUAUUGUUGCAUACAUCCCCUUCUCAGCUGCAAGAAUGAGGUUGAAAGAGAGGUUAUUUACUCAACAUGCCGUCGUUGUGUAAGGCAACUGCUUCUCCUUGCUAAAAAAUCUCGUGUGCGGCUUUCUCCUGUGAUGCGUCGUUCAAUUUGUCGUGGAUGUCAUUUAAUUCUCGAUUCCAGAGUUACGAGUCGUCUUAAAAUGCAUAAUUCAGGACUCAUUAACCUUACCAACGAUCUUUUACACUUAGAAGCAAUGCUCAGAAGCCUUCUUUGUCGUGUUCCUAAAAGGUUCAAUUCUUCAACGCCUACCUUUGACACGAAACAUCUUGAUGUUUUGGUUUGCCCUAUAAGCAAGGGACCCUUAACCUAUGACAGUGAGAAGCAACUGCUAAUCAAUAAAGAACUCAAAAUUGCCUACAAGAUCAUUGACGGAAUCCCGAAUCUCAUUCCAGAAGAUGCCUUGACGGAGUUCUGA